AUGGCUCAUGAGUACCAACGUCUCACAAACCUACAACGAGACUCGACUAUAGUUCAGAAUGGUAGUUCAAGCCGAUCUGAAAUUCAUUUGGUACAGCAGCCACCUAAUCAUUAUAAGUCUGCCCAUGCUACACCCAGUUCACCCCGCUCCAAUUCGGCCCAAAAACCCAAAAUGAAUCCACCUUCUGCUUGCUGGCACUGCGGUUCAUGGCACUAUGUACGGAACUGCCCAUUUAGGCAGCAUAGAUGCAGGAAGUGUAAAGUCAUCGGUCAUAAAGAUGGCUUUUGCCUACAGAAAAAGCCAAAGCGAUCCAGAAGUGCUAAGAAGCCUGUUCCUAGAUCCAGUACCAAUGCAUUGAGCCUAAUAUCUUCCUGCCAAAGUUCAUCACCAGGUGAGAGGAGAUUUAUUACUCUUAAUAUUAACGGUUAUUUGUGUAGAAUGCAAAUAGAUACUGCAUCUGAUGUCACUAUCCUCUCACGCAAAAAUUGGACCAAGUUGGGCAGCCCAAGCCUGCAGCACACAACACAAAAGCCUCGCACAGCAUGUGGUAAUUAUCUUCGUCUGUUAGGACAAUUGGAAUGUAAAGUUGCUUUCCGGGAUUCGUCGUUUACUGGGAUUGGUUCGACCAGCUAA
Molecule: messenger RNA, 633 nt
Organism: Schistosoma turkestanicum
Lineage: Eukaryota; Metazoa; Platyhelminthes; Trematoda; Strigeidida; Schistosomatidae
Source: the annotation of a GenBank genome assembly